CACACACACACACACACACACACACACACACACACCCAUGCUGCUGCUGCUGCUGCUGCUGCUGCAGACAGCUCUGCCGGCUAAACCAGCGUCUGCCUGCCACCGAUAGCUCCCAGCAUCCUCGGUGCUGCAUGCAAAAAUAAAAAAAAACAAACAGCUGACAGCAUUUUUGCCCUUAGAUUUCUUCCUUUGUUGCUCCAGUUUACAAAAGAGGAGGAGAAGAAGUGUAGAAAGCCGGCUUCCUCCCUCGCCCUCCCUCCCUCCAUCCUCUCUCUCUCUAUCUCUCUCUCCCUCUCUUGCUCACACACAUCCCCAUCACAUCCACACCCACACCCAAGGAUACCCUCCCUGCCUCUCUGCCUCUGUCUCUCUCACGCGAGCCCUUUUCCUCUUCCCCUUCAACCCCUCCAACUACAGUUUUUUUUUUCACAUUUCCUCUGAGGAGGAGAUUCCUCGUCUGACCCCCUUAUCUUUCCAAUCCAGUACUUUUUUGCUUGAUGCUCUUCUCUUUAACCCGUCCCUGCCUCUGCUACUUUGUUGCUACCUGUGGAGGUUCCCCCGGGUUCUGUGGUUUUUCUUCUGCCAGCCGUCGCACAGAGUGCAGCCCCCGCAGAGAGGCACCAUGCUGGGAUUGGACGUGUGUGAGUUUGGGGGUCAGGUGCUGGAGCUGCUGUGGCUAACUAUGUGCUACAGAGGUCUAAUGGCUGAUAAGACAGAACUGCCUAUUGAGGAGGAAGAGGAUGAGAGAAACUUAAACUACAAUCCUCCGGCCCAGAAGUCUUUGGAGGAGAUUCAGGAACUGGACAAAGACGACGAGAGUCUGGUCAAGUACAAGCAGACCCUGCUGGGGCUGCUACCAACUACUGCAGACCUCUCUGUGCCAAAUGUCCAAGUCACCAAACUGACCCUGCUUUGUGACGAGGCUCCUGGACCAAUAACCUUGGACCUGACAGGAGAUCUGCAAGCUCUGAAGGAGAAUGCCCUUAUCCUAAAGGAAGGAGUGACAUACAGACUAAAGAUAAACUUCAAGGUGAACAGAGAAAUUGUCGCUGGCUUGAGGUACCAUCAGGUGACCCAGAGAAAAGGAAUAACAGUGGACAGGGUGUCGCGCAUGGUGGGAAGUUACGGCCCAAAGGCAGAAGAGAAUGAGUUCAUAUGCCCGGUUGAUGAGGCACCCAAAGGCGUGAUAUCACGUGGCCACUAUGGGAUCCGUUCCCGCUUCAUCGACGACGACAAGAAUGUCUACUUGGACUGGGAGUGGGCUCUCGAUAUCAAGAAGGACUGGAAUUAAUAGAGGGAGAGAGUGAGAGAGAUGAUGCUCUUCUUCCCUUCUUUCACUCUUAUUCUUCCCUUCCCCUUUGACCUUCCCCUCUCUCCCCCUCCUACUCGUCGUCCCGUGAGAGCAGCCAAUGCAGUGGCCGAGACAGGAGGCUCCACUUCUCCUCUUCCUCCUUAUUCUUCUCUUCUACCCUUUACUUCCUUGUCUGUUUAAUGCAGGUCUCCUGAAACCCAUGUCUGACAGGGACUUUUAGAGAAGAGAAUCCCCCGUCUCUCAGCCAUCUGUCCCUGCAUCUAUGUUCUUUUUCCAGAUUCUCCUACAUCCAUAUCCCAUUCAUCCAGAGUUGUCCACAUGAUGAGUUUUUUUUGGACUCUCCCUUAGUUUCCUUUCUCCCACCCUUCCUUGCCUAUCCUUUUAUGUGCCCCUGCCUUCAUAAAGCAGCAGUGGUCAGUCUGAGGCACAAAGGGAAAUACAAUAUAUACAAUGCAUAAUUACAAACAUCCAAUAUCUGUCAAACAGACUUUUCCAAAGAGAAGAGAUGAAAUAUGUAAAUACAGAUUGCAUUUGGAUGCUCAGCAAGAAUUAUGGGUUCACACGUCGGAACAUUUGUUAAAAGGUUUACCAUUAAAAGAGAGUUGAAAGGGGGAGCGCAGAGGGAAGCGACAUGACACAAACAUACAGUGUGAGAUGAAAGGGAGAGGGGCAUGUUGGUGUUUUGAAGACAAAGGGAAGUUAGUUAAUGUAGCUGAUUUUACUCUCUCACCAACACGGUCCAACGGUAGGAGCUGCAGCAGAGGUUGUAGGUGGGGUUUGAUACACCUGUGCUAAGUGCAUAAAAAACCUGAGGGGAGAUGCUGAAAAUUUGAAAAACCAAAUCAAAAACAUGUUUUGCACUAGUCUGACGUUGAGGCAAAAAAGUGCAAUUGGAACAGAGUUAGAGAAUGAAUCAUGACGUAUGUAACUUUAAGGUCCAUUGAAGAGAUGAAAAAUGACAGACAAAAACAUCAGAUCUGUGUGGAGACUGUAACAUUCCUCAAAUUAAGACAUGAAACUAACAGACAUGCUGUAUUUCCACCAGCUGUUUAUCUCUAUUACCCAACUCCUAAUAAUUGCAUAACAAUAGUGGAAGGAAAUGUGCAUUCAUUUGCAUUUUCUUUGGCUGAUUUUCUAAAAUUUUGGUUAAAGUUUGUGCUACAUUUAGAUGGAAACCUCACUUGUGAGAAGCUCACGGAAGCAAUUAAGGUACUUAAAAACCGCUGGAAUGCACAAUUUGCAUCAAAAUUCAUAUAGACGGACAUGAUGCAGUGCAACUCACACUUUCCGAUGCUAUAAUUAUCUUCAUGCAUAACAUCCAUUACAUCCAUAAAUCCUCUUAGAAAUCAUGGGAAAAAGAGGUUCCUAACUUGCUGAGGAUCAUCACAUUUUCACAGUUUCUUCAGUAUCAAAGUAAUCCAGUGACAGUUGGCUGUACAUUCAUGGGUAAACUGCAAACAGGAACUGCUAAUUGCUAAUUUGGGAUGUUUCUAACAGUGCCAAUUUGCCAAAUUGUAAACAAAUAUACACAAGAAGACGUUGUGUGACAGGCUCAAGCUGUAGUUACGCUGGAUACAUUGACAUAUGCUUUCUUCUCUUUCUGUUACAUCUUUUUCCAGAGUUUUAGGGAGUCAGAGAUAUAACUGUAUGUUUUAUUCCAUGGCAUAGGGUAUUGAUUGAUUGAUUGGUCUGUUAUCUGAUUAAGGGAUUUGAAGGAAGACUUUCAUAUCAAUGAUGUUAAUAAUUCUUCAAAUUAUGACAUAAGUUUUCAUGGUUUUGCCCUAUAAUUGCAGUUAACAAAUCAAACACAAAUACUUUGAAAUUACACUCAUGCAGAAAAUAACUUAUACAGUAUACAUAAUCAACUCUACAGGAAGUAAAAUAAUGUAUAGAAUAGAAUAAUAUAUAGAAAAUACCCUCUGAUCAUCCAACUAUUGUCUUUUCAAAGCAUUAAGAAACUGGGAUGAGAAAAUGAAUCACCUCCUCUCACAGACACAAGAUCUUUGAAUUGUGUUUGAAAAGAUUUAGACAUGGUGUAUUUUAACAUUGCAGUUUGCUUUCAAAGCAGUCUUUGUGGAGCUUUUUUAAAGAGCAGACCAAUCAAAGACUGUAACUGAACUGUGCAUAUUGUAGAAAGAGAUGCAUGCAUGUCCUUAAGGAUUUGAUACUAUUUGCUCAGUGAAAAAACCAACAAAAUUAGCCCUUUCUAAACCUCCAUAUCAAGGACACAAGAUGUGAAUAAAAUUCUGCUUUGAACAUUAAUGAAACAUUUCAAGAUGGUAGCUGAAAGAUGGAGUACUGUCUGAGAAGUAUAUUAAAGGAUGAAUUAAUUCUCCUUAAAAAAAUAGGAAAUAUUACUGUGUUAAGUCUUUGGAUAUGAUAUUGUCAUUGUUGCUGAACAUAUUGAACAUUGAAAUACCAUUUGAAAUCAUUGUGAUCUAAGACUAACUGUAAAUGUUGGCUUGUUGGGUGUUGCAUGGUUUAGCAAGAUUCUCUCUUCCUUUUUUUACGACUUUAUUGUAAAAUUUAAUGUGAUUUUGAAAAAAAAAGAUACUGACGCAAUAUCCAGAUGUCAAUGGUUGCCAUAUACUGCAGAUACAGUAUUUACAGGGAUAUUUUUGAAGGCACAGAUAGCUGGAAACAUUUGUCUGUGUCUAAUGCCCCAGCCUGUAACGAUCAAGUGCUGCAUCCUCAAAUAUUGGUGUCAAAUCUAGUAUCCUGUAUCUUUUAAUAAAGGCAAUUCAAACAACCA
This is a messenger RNA of Dicentrarchus labrax (European seabass), 4064 nucleotides long. It is a transcript of the gene arhgdig, whose product is annotated as Rho GDP dissociation inhibitor (GDI) gamma. Gene Ontology annotation, biological process: Rho protein signal transduction. Gene Ontology annotation, cellular component: cytoplasm; membrane; cytosol. Lineage: Eukaryota; Metazoa; Chordata; Actinopteri; Moronidae. The coding region runs from base 623 to 1291 and encodes 222 amino acids. The record is from RefSeq and is a predicted model, not a curated record. The transcript has 6 exons. Gene Ontology annotation, molecular function: protein binding; Rho GDP-dissociation inhibitor activity.